AUGGCGACGCACCGCUUCGACCCCACCUUCACUGACAGGGUCAUCGACGCGAUGGGCCCCAAGACCUCGCCGCGAAUGCGACAGCUCAUGACCGGCCUGAUUCGCCACAUGCACGACUAUGCGCGCGAGGAGGAGCUCACCGUUGACGAGUGGAUGGCCGGUGUAAAGAUGCUCAAUUGGGCCGGACAGAUGAGCGACGAUAAGCGCAAUGAGGGACAAUUAGUGUGCGACGUGUUCGGACUUGAAUCUCUCGUCGAUGAAAUCACCUUCAAACUCGCCGAAGAAGCUAAGGAUGCGCCCACUGCCACAGCUAUCCUGGGCCCGUUCUUCCGUGCCGAUACACCCUGGCGCCAGAAUGGCGAGGAUAUCGUCAAGACUAAGCCUGCUGAUGCUGAGAUGGCGUUCAUGCAGGGUCGCGUGAUGGACUUCCAGACCAAGAAGCCGCUUGUCGGUGCCUCAGUUGAGGUGUGGCAAGCUUCCACCAACGGACUUUACGAGCAGCAGGAUUCCGAGCAGGUUGAGUUCAAUCUGCGCGGCAAGUUUAAGACGGAUGAGGAGGGUCGGUACUGGUUCUACUGCCUGCGCCCGACUCCCUACCCUGUACCCGAUGAUGGUCCUGCUGGGAAGCUCCUUGAGUUGAUGGAUCGUCACCCCUUCCGUCCUGCUCAUAUUCAUAUUCUUGCUACUUGUGAAGGCUACCGUCCCCUCACCACCCAGAUCUUCGACCGCAAGGAUAAGUACCUGGACAAUGACUCUGUCUUUGCCGUUAAGGAUUCGCUGAUUGUGGACUUCGUACCGCGCGAGAAUGAUCCCGAGGCUUCUCUUGAGCUUAACUAUGAUGUUAAGCUGGUGAAGGAUGAGGCUAGCACUAACGGCGUAUGA
Molecule: messenger RNA, 882 nt
Organism: Penicillium arizonense
Lineage: Eukaryota; Fungi; Ascomycota; Eurotiomycetes; Eurotiales; Aspergillaceae
Product: intradiol ring-cleavage dioxygenase
Exons: 3
Coding region: 1-882 (293 amino acids)
Biological process (GO): catechol-containing compound metabolic process
Molecular function (GO): ferric iron binding; catechol 1,2-dioxygenase activity
Source: RefSeq, a predicted model, not a curated record